Messenger RNA from Labeo rohita (rohu), 4222 nucleotides. RefSeq names its product scavenger receptor class F, member 2 (gene scarf2). Bases 674 to 3439 code for a protein of 921 amino acids. Gene Ontology annotation, molecular function: scavenger receptor activity; protein binding. NCBI's taxonomy places the organism in Eukaryota, Metazoa, Chordata, Actinopteri, Cypriniformes, Cyprinidae. The record is from RefSeq and is a predicted model, not a curated record. The transcript is spliced from 11 exons.
GGUACGCUUGUGUGCGCACGCGCAAAUAAUGCGGACAUGUUGACGGGGUUAGUAAGGGGGGCUGGAUGGGUCCAUGGUUAAGUCCUAAGCAUAUACACUAUAGUCACACCCACUCGAUGAGGAGCUGCUCGGGUGGUUUCGGUCAGAAUUUGGGAAACCGCUGCACGCCAAAGAGAGCAGGCGCACCGAAUUCCCAAGAGCCAGAGCCAGAGAUAGGAUCACUAAUUAGGAAUUUCCCCUCUGAAAAGAGAACAACGAUCCGUUUUAAAGUUCCCGUUUCUUUUCCAAAAUGGACGCACAUAAAGUUUUGCAGCGCUUUUUUUCUUGACACGUUCUGAAGCAGCAUAUCCUCUCUGAAAAUCUGCACUUUGGAAAUAAUAGCGGACAAUUGGGAGUAUCAGGGUGUCAGAAGUUUCCAGCAAUGCACCAGUUACAUCCACCAGUGUUUGGAGCGCACAAUAAAAGCAGAAGUUCUCAGGAACUGGGGCUGGACGGAGGGAAUAACACUUUGGUUUUAUAACGUCUGUGCGCCCUCUCCUCCUCUUUUCUCUCCGCUGCCUCAACCUUUGGAGUCUGACUUUACGGAUAAAAUAACUUUCAAACGAUUGAAGUCGACGGUUUUGAGACUUACAGAUUAACCCAUCUGAACUUCUAGAGAUUGUAAAGAAAAGGAAUGCUGAGCAGAAGAGGCGCAUGGAGAGAUGCUGUUUCUUCUACCAUGGAUCUGAAGGGCACUUUAGCGGUUUUAGUGCUUUUGCUUCUAUGCUUGUGUCCUGUUUUCAGCCAAGAGCUCAAUCCAAAGGGUAGGAACGUGUGCAAAAUUCCAGGGUCAACAGGGUUUACGUGUUGCAGCGGAUGGGCGCAGCAAGGCGAAGAGUGUUUAACACCUCUCUGUGAAGGCAACUUCACUUGUAAUGAAAACGAGGUGUGUGUCCGACCAAACGAAUGCCGCUGUCGUCAUGGAUAUUUUGGAGCAAGUUGUGACACAAAGUGUCCUGCUCAGUUCUGGGGUCCCGACUGCAAGGGCAUGUGUACGUGCCACCCUAAUGGUAAAUGCGACGACGUGACUGGGAAGUGCACGUGCUACCCAAACCGCUGGGGUGAGAACUGUGAGAAGCCCUGCAACUGUCAGAAAGGGAAAUGUGAUCAGGAGACGGGGAAAUGCACCUGCCAUGCCGGUUACUGGGGGCCGCAGUGCAACAACAAUUGCUACUGUAGCAUCAACUCAGUGUGCGACCAGAACACGGGCCGGUGCAUCUGCAACCCUGGCUGGUUUACCCGUAACUGCGGCACUCAGUGUGCGUGCAACAACUCGCCUUGUGAGCAGUUUACGGGCCGAUGUCAGUGCAGGGAGAGGCUCUGGGGUCAGCGCUGUGAACGGCACUGUCAGUGCGCCAACGGGAAGUGUAACCCUGUGGAUGGAUCGUGUACCUGUAAACCCGGAUACAGAGGAAAGCUAUGCCGGGAGCCGUGUCCAGCUGGGUUCUAUGGACAGAACUGCAGAAUCAAGUGUGGCCACUGUAAAGGCCAGCAGCCCUGUAAGGUGACGGAGGGUCACUGUGAAACGUGUGAGAGCGGCUGGAAUGGGACAAAAUGUGAUCAGAUGUGUAAGGAGGGUUACUUCGGAGAGAACUGUAAGGAUCAGUGUCCGCCAUGCAAAGACGGUCACUACUGCAACCGCAUCAACGGGAAGUGUUCCCACUGCAAUCCCGGCUGGAUUGGAGAUCGCUGUGAGGUGCGCUGUCCUAACGGCACCUAUGGAGAAAACUGUGAAAAGGACUGCAGCCAUUGUUUUAAUGGAGACUGCCAUUUUGCCACAGGAGAGUGUCUCUGUGACCCUGGCUUCUAUGGGACAUACUGCAACCUGACCUGCGAGUUCGGUCAGUUCGGAGUGAACUGCGCCCAGGACUGUCCAUGUCACGACAGGAACUGCAACCCAGUGUCAGGAGCCUGCAACUUAUAUCCUAAUCAGCGGAUGGGAGUAAUAGCUGCGGGAACACUGGUGACGUUCCUGCUGGUGGUUCUUCUCUCUCUGCUGUGCUGCUGCUUUCUCUGUAGCAACAAAAACAACCGCAACCCUGACCAGGAAAACUCCACCAACAGCAAGAAGGCCAAAAUAAUCCUCUGCGGCGGAUUCAGUCGAAUCAGCACCAAACUCCCCAGAAUCCCUCUGAGGAGACAGAAAUUACCCAAAGUUGUUGUCACCCACCACGAUCCUGAGAACACCACCUUCAACAGUAUUAUCGAGCCGCCCUCCGUGGUGGACCAGCCUUCUCCGUCAUGGUCGUCCCAGGAGUCCUUCUCUUCUUUUGAGACGAGUGAAGAUGGGCCUGUUUACUGCGUACCCCACGAAGAGACUACGAAUGAGUGCUGUGACAAGCAAAACUCUAGCACUGUUCAAGAAAUACCACUAACCCCCAAUGACGAUGACGCAGGAGAGUACACAUCCCUCAAAGACACAACGAAGCAGUACGUUAACGAUGGGAGCGAGCAGCCACUCCUGAAGUCUUCAGACAGCGAGGGCUCCACCAGUGGUUCUGAGUCAACCAUAGGAGCCGUUUACGCCCAUGUCGCCCGCCUUUCCAAAUACUCCAAAGAGGAGGAGGACAACACUUCACCGGAGAAGACAAAAGAGAAGACGAAACCUCGUCCUCCAGACCCUUCCACCAAACCAAAGGUGUCCUGGAUCCAUGGAACAUCUGCAACCAACCCAACAGAGCAAAGCCAGACUCCGUCACCGCAAAAAGAGAAAAGAAAGAACGACUCGGAAAGUUCUGGAAAGUUGGAUGAGAAGCAGCGACCAAAGGAGAAGUCAAGCAAGAACCGUGAAAAGCACCAGGACAGUAAGAAAGCAGAUGGACCCGAAUCACCAAGCAAAAGCAGAUCUCAAAAAGCUUCGGAGACCAUCGAGCACCUCAACGGGACAUUCCAGAACGCCCUGAAGAAGAUCGGAAACUUCCACUCGGAUAAGAAAACAAACGACACCAACAAAGAUCCACCCAAGAGCCCAAAGAUCAUGCAUCCGCACAUGAACUCUGAGGCCGCCACGCUACUCGCGGCUCAGCUGAAGGAAAAGACCCAAAGCCUUAACCGGAACGAGGGUCUCACGGUGGGCAUCAGACCCAACGGUGUAUCAACACCUCAAGCCAACCGAGAGAAACCCACCCCACCUCAAAAGACCAAGCGCUCUGCAACUGGGACCAACAAGCCCCUUCUUCCCACCUCCAGCAACCUCCAGAAGAUGGUGGCUCCCAUUUCAGACUCUACACCUGAACCUAAAAGCCCAGGGGUUAAUGGGACCAAAGUUGAAGGAGACGCCACACCAAAGAAAACACCCAUCAAAAAACCACCGAGAAAGAAAGGAAAGGAGGGAACACUGGAGACGGAAGGCAAAACCACUCCAAAGACGGCCAUUAUGCCACCUCAGAUUGUCAAAUAGAUCUUUGAUCGCAUUGGUGCGUAUAUUUUUGAGAACAGUUUUUCAUUCAUUAAACAUUAUAUAGGAAUUGGAUGGAUUUUUUUUAUGGACGAGCUGCUUAUAGGAUUUAAUAUUUUGAAGGAAUGUGGUUCUCGCUAACUCUUUAAAGACCUGGAAGCGAAAACAACGUCGGUUGUACAGUAUUAAAAAGGAAGAGUAAAUGAAUUUGAUGUAAUAAGCUCAUUUUGUAUGCUCUUGGUUUUACAUAUGCAUUACUCCAUGUUCAAAGAGAGAUUUUCCAAUGCUAUUGUUUUUUGUGUCUGAAAGGUUGUAUUUAGCACUGUAUUCCUAGGUGUAAAGAUUGAACCAAAGGUACUUUAAAAGGUACAGAAAGAAUGAUUCCAAUAUUAAUUUCUCUCAGGCCUUAUCAGUAUAUUCAAUAUCUUGUAAAUGAUGUAAUGAAGGAAAUUGUCUGCUUGGUUUCUAGGUCAUUUGGUUCACAUUCAUCACGUACAUCAAUACUUCACCUAGCAUCAUGCUUUUUAAGCUUAAAAUGAUAUUUCUUGCAAAAUAUCUGUUCUUGCUGUUGAAGCUUAACAUCAGUUUUCCCCUUUCCCAUACAGUACCCAUAAUUGGUAAUGCAUUUUUUUUUCAGGCCAGAUAACGUGACUGAAAGAACCCCAUCAUUUUUUUUUAUAUAUGUUUUGCCGGGUUCAAGCGCUUUAAGGCAUUUAAGCACAUAUGAAAAAAAUAUAUUAUUUAACAAGCCUUAAACAACCUAAAUCUAGAAAUACUGUUUUUUAA